Messenger RNA from Panicum hallii, 1833 nucleotides. RefSeq lists its product as uncharacterized. The coding region runs from base 88 to 1413 and encodes 441 amino acids. The transcript is spliced from 2 exons. The record is from RefSeq and is a predicted model, not a curated record. NCBI's taxonomy places the organism in Eukaryota, Viridiplantae, Streptophyta, Magnoliopsida, Poales, Poaceae.
UCCAAAACCCUAAACUUGGCCAAACUUACAAACCGCCGAUACCUUUCCUCACCCGGGCGGCCGCCCCCUGUCCCCUUGAGCCCACCCAUGGCGGCGGCGAGCCAGAGUGACGCGCCUCGGCGGGAGCCCGGCCAGCGCCGUCCCAUGUGCGGCGUCUGCACGAAGCCCCUCCGCCUCUGCCUCUGCGGCCGCCUCCGCUCCCCGCCGGUGGACACCGCCGUCGGCGUCACCGUGCUGCAACACGCGAUGGAGGCCCACCACCCGCUCAACUCCACCCGCGUCGCGCGCCUCGGCCUCCGCAACCUCGCCGUCGCCCAGGUCACCGACGUCAACCACCGCGCCCACUUCAUCCUCACCACGCUCGAAGCCGGCGGCGCCACGGCGUUCGGUCCUGGAGGCGGUCCUGUAACCGCCCGUUCCGGAAAUCUUGCAUUUCCUCGUGAUGGGACUUGUGGGAAAUCAGAUGGAGAAGUUGGUGCGAGCUGCGAUUUUGAGGAGCCAUGGUUGAACCCCUCUGGUGAUUUGGGAGAGGUUGAUUCUCCUGAUUGUGCCGACAAUGGUGUUGGCAGUUUUGGAUUCGCGAAGAUGAAGAGUGAUGGACAACCUGCAGAUCUUGAAAGGCCUAGCUCUGGAGCAAACCAGAUUGUUGUUGACUCUGUUAAUGGUGAAACCAAUCGUCAAAGUGGGGUGGGGGUGACAUAUAAGGUAAAUGGUAAUUUGUGUCAUCCUGUAAUAGCAAAUGGCUCAGAAGUUCAUAGGAUGUUCAAUGAUUGCAAUGGUAUAGGUGUAGAAAAAAUUGAAGUCGGUGCUGAUAUGGGGCAAGAUUGGACCAGGAAAAGCAUGGAUAAGUGCACUAUUGCUUUCACAGACAAGGAACUAAGGAUCGAUAUUGAGCGUGGUGUGAAACCAAAAAUCAGAUGGUUAUCAAGAGGCCCGCUUGGUGAAGCAGCUGUCUCAAAUGGUUUUGUCGUGACAAAGUUACAAAAGAAGAAAUGUAAACUCACUGGUUACGUAACAGAGUUUGAGGAAUUCUCAAUCACCAUACCGCCAAAAUCAGCUCUACUAUUUCCAUGCCAGCGGGCAAUCAGCAUCGAUGCUUCAGGUUGUCAGGUACAGCAUUUAAUUGUGUUGGAUGGCACUUGGGCAAAGGCACAAAGGAUGUACCAUGAGAAUCCAUGGUUACAACUGCUGCCACAUGUGAAGCUGGAGUCAGAUAGGGUUAGCUUGUAUAGUGAGGUGAGGCACGAGCCAAGGGUUGGGUGCUUGUCUACUAUUGAGAGCAUAGUUGUUGCCAUGAGGAAACUGGGAGAGGAUUCAAAGGGAUUGGAUGAUCUCCUGGAUGUUUUCGAGUCAAUGAUUGCUGAUCAGCGGCGAUGCAAGGAUGAGAAUGUGAAGCAAAAGCUGAAGUUCUAAUCAUAAAAACAGGUCCCAUCGUUAGCCUGUUGUCUAACUUCCUGGUGACAUCUGGAUGCAUUUUUCAGUCCAGAUGGCAUAUAUUUGUUACUUCAUACUGAGAAUGUUUUAUUGCUAAAAAUUCAUAGGAGAUGGUUUUUUUUAUUAAGCUUUAUCUCCAUUUCCGGGAUACUAGUGUCAGAGCAUAUCAUAUCAUUGUAGGUUUGACCUUAUUCUAUGAUCAGAUGUAACUCUUUUUUCAUUACUGCUAAGCUGGCAUGCACAACUACUUUAUGUUAGAAUUGGACCUAUGGUACUCUUUUGAAUGGGAUGAUGAUUCAUCAUAUAUGUAACGUGGCGCUGCAUAUCUUCUGUUUUUAUUCUCCUGUUCUGCAAAAAGUUUAGCUGCUUACAAUGAACUUGGACCAGCUGAUUUUUUUA